This is a messenger RNA of Rasamsonia emersonii CBS 393.64, 1278 nucleotides long. RefSeq lists its product as uncharacterized. The record is from RefSeq and is a predicted model, not a curated record. NCBI's taxonomy places the organism in Eukaryota, Fungi, Ascomycota, Eurotiomycetes, Eurotiales, Trichocomaceae. The transcript has a single exon. Bases 1 to 1278 code for a protein of 425 amino acids.
AUGGCCGGAAAACGCCGUGCGUCCACUGCCUCCGAGCAGCGCCCAACCAAGAAGGCCAAAAUCACCGCCAAAGACGCUUCUCCUCCGCCUGCCCGCCCUCGCAACUCUUGGGAUCGGCUGACCAAGGUCUGGCUGACCCCAAGGGCUCUCGACGAGGUCGAUCGCCGCACCGCCACCGCAAAGCCUCCCCAUCCUCCUCGCCCCGACCCUUCUCUACUGGACCUCCCGGUCGAGGACCUCCGUGCCUUGAAGCGCUUUUCGAGGCACGGAGGUCCCGACCUCACCGAUCUCCGCGGAUUCCCGGACCCCUGGUGGGAAGAAAACCCAAAUGAAAACGGGCCCAAUCCUCCGGUGCGCCCACCGAGAGCCACCAUGCUGGGCGACGAGGCGGCAUAUGACCGCAACUUUGAACAAGCAAUGGAAGACAACGGCAUCCACCCCGAGGGAUCCGAGCGGCCGGGCAACUGGGAUGCCAUCAUCGCCAGGAUGGCGCGGCGACGCUGGUCGCUCGCGUCCGACAACUUCGGCCGUGAGGAGUUCGACAAGUUCCUGCGCACCAACGCGCAGGCGUCAAGGGGGGUCAAUGCCCCGAGCAGUGUCUUCCCGACUCUGCGCGGGGACGGCGACAACAGCAUCGGCAACAGGGCCAUCCUCCACGUCGAGGAUCGGGCCUUCGACAACAUGGAGCCCAUCAUCCCCGCUGGCGACGACGACGACACCAAGCUUGCCCUUGCCCGGCCGAAUUCCUACGAUGGCGGCCGGGCAGGGCAGCUCGACGCACGCAUGCGGAGCGAGCUGGGGGCCGUCAUCCUCCCGUCGACCGAGUACCCGAUGCGCAUCCUGCCCAAUUUCACCGCAUCGGCCACGCGAGCGACCGAGUCGGCGGCCAUCCUGAGGCGGCAGGCCCUUCAUGCCGGCGCGCUCGGGGCCCGAGCCAUGCAUUCUCUCCAAUCCUACGGCGAGGGCCCCGAUGCGCGCCGGCAUGACAGGAACGCCUACGCCAUCACCGCAACCUACCAGGAUGGCACCCUGCGCCUGUACGCGGUGCACGCUGCACCAUCGACCUGCCCGGAGGAGAGAGCUAGCGACUACCACAUGAACGAGCUGGGGGCGUGGCCGGUGGCAAGGUCGCGGCAGGCCUUCCGGCAGGGCGUCGGGGCCUUCCGCAACCUGCGCGAAUGGGCCCUCGAGAAGAGGGACGAGUUUGUGGAGGCCGCGAACAGAAAGGUGACGGACACCUCUACGACGGAUAUUGUCGUAGAGGUGUCCGUCGAAUGA